AUGAAUGGAAUCCUUUCGGCAGCUUCAGCUGUUGACGCUGUCGACUACGAUGCUAUAGACCACCUCAACCUCCUGUUCGCGCACCCAUCGUCCAUUUCCUCUAUAAGCGAGGUUUCAAAAUCUCUCCAGAACCACCAAAAUGUGCUCGCGAACGAUAUAGCCACUCUCGAGAGCACCCAGGCAUAUGGCUCUGACUCCAGCCUUGAGCGCAUGCAGUCGGCGCAAGCUGAGCUCGCCCAGCUGUUCCGAAAGAUCGAGACGGUGCGCUCGCGCGCAAUCGAAACCGAACAGAAUAUCACAUCUAUGACGGCCGACAUAAAGAGACUCGAUGGGACCAAGCGCAACCUCACGCUGAGCAUGACGGCUCUUAAGCGCCUGCAGAUGCUGACGACGGCGUAUGAGCAGCUCAGGGGCUUGGCCAAGACGCGCCAGUACAGGGAGUGCGCGGGUCUUUUGCAGGCUGUUCUUCAGCUCAUGAAGCACUUCAACAGUUAUCGCAGCAUUGAACAGAUCGCAACGCUGAGCAGGGGGGUGGCUGAGCUGCAGCGCGAACUCUUGGAACAGGUUUGCGAGGACUUUGAGAUGGCCUUCACGAAAGGGGAAGUUGGUGCGCGCAGGGGGACGCUCGUCGAAGCGUGCUUGGUCAUGGAUGCCCUUGGUGACUCUGCCAAAGCUCGUCUGAUGAAUUGGUAUGUCAACACAGAGCUGCGAGAGUACAGACAGGUGUUCCGCGGGAAUGAUGAAGCGGGCAGUUUGGACAACAUUGGACGACGAUACGCAUGGUUCAAACGCAUGAUGAAGACGCACGACGACGAACACGCCAUGAUAUUCCCUCCGCACUGGAGGGCUAAUGAGACGCUUGCAGCGGCUUUCUGCGACGGUACUCGUGAUGACUUCAAGGGUAUUCUGGAACGAAGCAUGCGGCGAACGGAUGGCAACAAGAUCGACGUCAAUCUCUUAUUGAGCUGUCUUCAGGAAACACUGGACUUUGAGCAAAGCCUCGAGAAGCGAUUUGCGACUACGUCAAGAGCUAGUAUUGACACGCUCAGCUCAGUUGAGGACAGGACACACAGCUUCCAUGGGUUGAUUUCGGUUGCGUUCGAGCCAUACUUGAGUCUAUGGGUUGAAUCACAAGACAAGCAACUGGCAGCCAUGACACCCAGAUACCGCAGCCAACCGCUUAUACCACCCGAUGAUGAGUUCUCGCCGCAGGCUGUUAUUGCUUCGGCGAUCGAAUUGUUUCACUUCUACAAGCUCACCCUUUCACAAUGCGCGAAACUAUCUACCAGCGAGCGCCUUCUUGAUCUAUCCAAGAUAUUGGCCAAAUAUCUCGAUGAGUAUGCCCAGCAAGUUCUGCUGCAUAUAUUGCAAUCUGGUGGCCCUCAAGGUCCCCCACUCGAGAAUGUCGUGCUUGUGCUCAACACAGCAGACUUUUGGCACAUCAACACAAACCAGCUGGAGGAGAGCAUCAAGAAGCGCAUCGAUAACGAACUUGUUCCCAAAGUGGACUUUUCCUCGCAGUCAGAUGCCUUUCUUGGCGUGGCGAGUGCGUCUGUCCUUGCUCUCGUACGCGCCGUCGAGCUUGACUGUGAAGGUGUUUGGCGUGAGAUGAAGAACACCAACUGGAGCACAAUGGAAAGCGUCGGCGACCAGAGCUCAUAUGUCGGAGAGUUGGUGAAGCAUGCCGACAGCAAAGCAGCUGAGAUUCUGGCAGUCGUUUCGAAGCAGCAAUAUGCCAGAGCCUUUUGUGACAACUUGGUGGAGCAUCUGGCGACAGGGUACAUUACUAGCAUUAUUCAAUGCCGACCGAUAUCCGAAGUUGGCGCGGAACAGAUGUUGCUCGACAAAUAUGUCCUUACCAAAGCAUUUGAGAAGUUGAUCAUGCAUCAUGCAUCACUCUCUGGGCAUGAUGCACCCCCGUCGAGCUUUGUACGAAGAGUUCAACAUUGCAUGAAUCGCCUUGAUCCAUUACUCAAGACACUUCAAGUGCGGCCAUCACCGCCAGAAGGCCUGGUACAGGCAUAUUUGAUCCAUAUUGCAGAUCGGUCUGAUACCAACUUCAAGAAGAUACUGGAUCUCAAGGGCGUUCGAAAAGCGGAUCAAUCUCAUCUGAUAGAGCUUUUCGGCAUCCACCGAGAUAGCACAGCCAACGACAAGUUGGUAGCCAGCUCACCGCUGCUUACACCUCUCAUGACAGCCGCAAGUCUGGGCAGCACCGCGCCGCUGGGAUCGAUGAACCCGUCAGUAGCAUCGGCAGUUAGCCCGCGGUUCGAGGCUGGAUCACUGGGUGAGAAGCUCCUCAGCGCGGCGAGGGAUAUCAGCCAGAGCAGCACGAGCACCGCAGCCCAGACUGGCCUGGAGAAGGCGACGAUUAACGAGAAUUUGCGUAACUUUGGCAAGUUCUUCAAGAGAGAUAUUGGAUCGCUUGGGGCGAGAUUUGGAAAACGGGAUGGUAGUGUUGGUGCUGAGGAGGGACAGCGAUAG
This is a messenger RNA of Fusarium sp. VM40, 2484 nucleotides long. NCBI's taxonomy places the organism in Eukaryota, Fungi, Ascomycota, Sordariomycetes, Hypocreales, Nectriaceae. The record is from the annotation of a GenBank genome assembly.